Molecule: messenger RNA, 3441 nt
Organism: Trachemys scripta elegans
Lineage: Eukaryota; Metazoa; Chordata; Testudines; Emydidae
Gene: EYA1
Product: EYA transcriptional coactivator and phosphatase 1
Exons: 20
Coding region: 341-2185 (614 amino acids)
Biological process (GO): multicellular organism development; negative regulation of extrinsic apoptotic signaling pathway in absence of ligand; cell differentiation
Cellular component (GO): nucleus
Molecular function (GO): protein tyrosine phosphatase activity
Source: RefSeq, a predicted model, not a curated record
CAAAUUAAUACAACUGUGCGGUGCUGUAUUCUCCACAGGUGUGUGUGUGUUAGGACUGUUUGAAGCACACUUUAGCUAAUAGCCCAUAUAUAAUUUGGAAGAAGAUAUCUUCAGUGGAAGACCCUCAGGGGAUAAAUGGAAAGUCUGCCCAAAGCAUGGAAUAUUUAUGAACUUCACUUUUAGAAGACACUUCACCAUUCCUGUACGUCGAAAGAAAAAUACUUGUGGCUGAUUGAGUAUUUGAAGGUUGAGGACAUACAUAUUUAUUAUAUUCAACUAACCCAAGGUGCAAAAAUCCCAAACCAGUUCAGAUGUUGCUGUUUUCUCAAGUUGCAGGUCUAUGGAAAUGCAGGAUCUAGCCAGCCCGCAUAGCCGACUAAGUGGUAGUAGUGAAUCCCCCAAUGGUCCAAAACUUGAUAACGCUCAUAUAAAUAGUAAUUCCAUGACACCCAAUGGCACAGAAGGUGACAUGACUCUGCUCAACACUGCAGACUGGUUGCUAAGUACUAGUACACAGACCACUGCAGUUAAAACAGAACCAAUGAGCAGCAGUGAGAUUGCUACGACUACAGCAGACGAGUCUUUAGACAAUUUCUCAGGAUCAGCAAUUGGAAGCAGUGGCUUCAGCCCAAGACAAACUCAUCAGUUCUCCCCACCACAGAUUUAUCCUUCCAACAGACCAUACCCACAUAUUCUUCCUACCCCUUCCUCACAAACUAUGGCCGCAUAUGGGCAGACACAGUUUACGACAGGAAUGCAGCAAGCUACAGCUUAUGCUACAUACCCACAGCCAGGCCAGCCCUAUGGAAUCCCUUCAUAUGGUGCAUUGUGGGCAGGCAUCAAGACAGAAGGUGGAUUGUCACAAUCACAGUCACCUGGACAGACAGGAUUUCUAAGCUAUGGGACAAGCUUUAGCACGCCUCAGCCAGGACAGGCACCAUAUAGCUACCAAAUGCAAGGGAGCAGCUUUACAACAUCAUCAGGAUUAUAUGCAGGAAAUAAUUCACUCACAAACUCUACUGGAUUUAAUAGUUCACAGCAGGAAUAUCCAUCUUAUCCUAGUUUUGGCCAGGGUCAAUAUGCACAGUAUUAUAAUAGUUCACCGUACCCGUCACAUUAUAUGACAAGCAGCAACACCAGCCCAACACCACCUUCCACAAAUGCAACAUACCAGCUUCAAGAACCACCAUCUGGCGUCACCAGUCAAGCAGUUACAGAUCCUGCAGCAGCAGAAUACAGUACAAUCCACAGUCCAUCAACGCCCAUUAAAGAUUCUGAUUCAGAUAGAUUGCGUCGCAGUUCCGAUGGAAAGUCACGUGGGCGAGGCAGAAGAAACAAUAACCCUUCACCACUGCCUGACUCUGACCUGGAGAGAGUAUUCAUUUGGGAUUUGGAUGAGACAAUCAUCGUUUUUCAUUCCUUGCUUACAGGGUCCUAUGCUAACAGAUAUGGGAGGGAUCCACCUACUUCAGUUUCACUUGGACUACGGAUGGAGGAGAUGAUAUUCAAUUUGGCAGACACACAUCUGUUCUUCAAUGAUUUAGAAGAAUGCGACCAGGUUCAUAUAGAUGAUGUGUCUUCAGAUGACAAUGGCCAAGACUUAAGCACCUAUAACUUCGGAACAGACGGCUUUCCUGCAGCAGCCACCAGUGCUAAUUUAUGCUUAGCAACGGGUGUGCGUGGAGGAGUGGACUGGAUGAGAAAAUUGGCCUUCCGUUACAGACGCGUAAAAGAAAUCUACAACACCUACAAAAAUAACGUUGGAGGUCUUCUUGGUCCCGCAAAGAGAGAAGCUUGGUUGCAACUUAGAGCAGAAAUUGAAGCUCUUACAGAUUCUUGGUUAACACUUGCACUGAAAGCACUCACACUUAUUCAUUCUAGGACAAACUGUGUGAAUAUUCUAGUAACAACUACUCAGCUUAUUCCCGCUCUGGCAAAAGUCUUGUUGUAUGGAUUAGGGGUUGUAUUUCCAAUAGAAAAUAUUUACAGUGCAACUAAAAUAGGAAAAGAAAGUUGUUUUGAGCGAAUAAUUCAAAGAUUUGGAAGAAAAGUAGUGUAUGUUGUUAUAGGUGAUGGUGUGGAAGAAGAACAAGGAGCAAAAAAGCACGCCAUGCCAUUUUGGAGGAUCUCAAGCCACUCUGACCUUAUGGCCCUUCAUCAUGCCUUGGAACUGGAAUACUUGUAGCAGCUUAGCAGCACUUUGAAACUCCAGAACCUCCCUUAUGCCCAUGGACAGUAUGCCUGUGUCUUGUGUCAGCAUUGGACUACAGAAUUUUGUGAUUUCAACAUGUUGAUGUACAGCUGCAAUUGGUCUUAACCUUUGCCCUUUCAGUAAAUGGAGGAGCAUGCCUUUUUCUUCAGAACAGCUGUUGACUCUAGUAUUGCGAAUCCAAUGAAAACAAGCCAUGAGAAUGUUUUAACAGCGUGUUUUACCACAUUUGAUACAAAAAAAAAGGUUCAUACCUGUGAAGAAAGAAAGGACCUGCAAAUGCUUUGUAGUUUUUAGAAUCUUCAAUGUGACACACACAGCUUCUUCAACACAGCAAACUUGAUUGCACAAUGAAGACUGAAUUUUUCAAAAUACCAGUGGAGUAAUUUUCUUGUAAAGAAGGUUUACUUUUUUGGUUUCUCAUACCCAGGGUACUCUGUACAUCUUUACUUAUUUAUGAACAGACUGUGUUUUGACAUCAUAUAACUGAGGAUACGUAUGAUAAGAUUAAAGGCUAUUUAUAAGCCUUUGUCUCAUGAUACAGCAAACACUUUUGAUUUUAGCACAUUGCAAAGUAGUUUAAAGUAUGUCUAAUUUAAACAAAUAGGUACAUCACUGAGACAAUCAUGUACAGGAAGAAUUUUUUGUGUAAAUUUGUAAUAAUGGAUGAUUCUUUUACAUAUUGUUUAAGUAAAUGCUAUUGAGAGGUAGUAAUGCCUUGUUGGUGAAGUCUGAGGCAAUGUGUACACAGCUAUUGUGCAGUGCCUUAUCAGAGUGUUGGGUAUAAAUAUGUAGAUAAUGGAUUUUUUAGAUAAAUUUGUCACGACCAAAAGCAUGGAUGUCAAGUGUCAAUAAGGAAUUUGUUGUUGUUCUUUUUCAGCUUAUUUCUCUUUUUCCCCCUCAGCUAUUCUGACUAUAAAAUGAUGGUUGCCAGGUGUCCCCAUUAAACACGUACACAGUGCUACACAACUUAAUUGAAGAGGAGUUCCUUACUGUCUUUCAUUUUUUGUUUUAAUGCUAAUGUAUUAAAUCUCCUUAAAGAACUGAAUAAUGAAUCAAGAGACUCCUCCCAUAAAAAGAAGUUAGAGAAUAGAAAAUAUAUUAUACAGUGGUAUUUGAGUUGGAGACUAACAAAACAAAGUUUUCAUGUCAGAAAAUCAAAAAUUACAGCAUGUGCUUUGAUUUACAUGUUAGAAAAGAGUAUUUUGGAGAAACUGAGCAAAACAUAAUUA